AUGAUUGCUUACCUGGAUGCCAUUCUCGGCGCCGCAUUUCUCUACCUUGUCCGUCAUCGACCCAGCUAUGCGGUAUGGAUUGCGCGAUACUUCGCCCUCCGAUUCGGCUGGUAUACUCUCAUUUGCCUCAUGAUUUCCGAGAUGUAUCAAUACUUCCGCCGCAGCAAUCUCCCGAAGGCUUUCGGCUCUGUUUGCAUCUGGUUCCUAGGGCUAACCAUUGUCACCACUAUGCAAUUCCUCCUCCUGCGCCUAGGAGACCAACUCGUCAUAACGCGGCAUUGUGGAGCCUACGAUGCCAACAACCUCGACCUUCAUAGGAUAGUGGCAGGCAGAAUGUUCCCAGUGACGGAAGGAAUGGCUCUCCACCUGAACCCAAUGGGCAGGCAACUGAACGCAAGCUACUGCAACAUUGAGCUGGUUCGACAAACACUCUACUCGUCCAAGACCAUCUCGAAAAUGGAGACCGAGCAAAAUGUUUACGAAACUAGACCAGAGUUGCAAAGGUCGAUGCAUAAACGCUGCAAUGCUCGUGCAGCCGCCACCACUGCCAGCACACGACAAAAGAACCCAGCCGACUCAAAAGGCUACGAUCUUACAUCCCUCGCACUGUCCAUCACCGAAGCCCAAUGGGUACUCGUCCAGUCAGGUGGCCCACUUUCCACUUCCCGAAAAGUCGGACUCACCAACAUCAACCUCUUCGCCGCUCUCAAUUCUCUCCCUACGAACCCGACGUUCUGGGACGAUGCUCGCAGACUGCCGUCGCCAUUGAGUGGCAAGAACACGAACCAAUUCACUCUGAGCUACAUCUAUCAAGCCCUCUUCCGUCCAAUUCUUAGUCGUGAACUCUACCCAUACAGUCUGCGCCUGCUCGAGUUCAUCAUGACGAAGUUUUUAUCGAACCCGGAAUACCCCCGAGCCCGUACAUCUUUCCACGAAUUUCUUAAAGCAACGCAGGAACACGCUGAUGCUGUCGAAUGGGCCCAUAACCGACGAUGUGUAUGCGAUGACGCUUCCGUCGUAUCAGGCCCGACGGAAUGUGAUCUCGAUCACGAUCUUGGAAAUUAUCUCCGGCGCUGGAUUUCUCAUUUUUCCACGACUACGAAUACGAUAGAGGUUGAUCGUGCGCCCAUCGAGAAAAUUCUGGAGUUGAGGAGGGGAAAGCAUCCUUGUGAGGCAUGGAGGGAGGCGAAGGGUUUGCUUAGCGAAGCGAGUCAAAGGCAAACGGCGGAGGAAAAGCAGAGCGAGAAGGAGAAGAAGCCAAUAAUGGACUCAGAAGAUGACGAAUACAAGAUCUGGCAAUCUUCGCAUUGUGGGACUUUGGGUCCUUUGGGUGGUACGGGGAGAAAGGUUCCGGAUAUGUGGAUGGGUUGGUGGGAUCUUUUGGGAACGAGGAGGGAGGUCGAGGUUGUGGGAAAGCAGCUCUGUCCAGCCGUCCUUGUCGGAAAAGGCCUUUCCUUCCGCGACAAUGUCGGCGUGUUGCAUCACUUCCGAACUGCUCUUACAUCUACAUCUGUAGCACUUCGAAAGACAAUCGGGGUAGCGACGCUCGAGACCGAGGUUUGCUGGGACUUAGACGCUCUUGCGCAGACGUUGGGACGCCGCGGUAAUUAUGUCUGGGGCGCCUACGAGCUAGACGAGAGCGAAGGAGCGAUUCCGCCUGCUGCUAGUAUUAUCAACUGCACUGUAGCAUUCUGUAAUCCAAUUUAA
Pseudocercospora fijiensis CIRAD86 is the source of this 1707-nucleotide messenger RNA. RefSeq lists its product as uncharacterized. NCBI's taxonomy places the organism in Eukaryota, Fungi, Ascomycota, Dothideomycetes, Mycosphaerellales, Mycosphaerellaceae. Bases 1 to 1707 code for a protein of 568 amino acids. The transcript is spliced from 4 exons. The record is from RefSeq and is a predicted model, not a curated record.